Messenger RNA from Rotaria sp. Silwood1, 696 nucleotides. The record is from the annotation of a GenBank genome assembly. Lineage: Eukaryota; Metazoa; Rotifera; Eurotatoria; Philodinida; Philodinidae.
AUGUUACGGUUUGAUAUGUCAUCUAUCCAAGGUGUCAUUCAUCUUAAAAAACCAUUUAUUAUUCUAUUGGAUUAUAUGCGUUUACAGUUACUUUGUCUUCUAUGGAAGGCUGAACCAGAACGUAUACUUAUUAUUGGUCUUGGUGUUGGUAUAUUACCGAAAAUUUUUCAUUAUCUUUCACCAAAUACAUUAAUUGAUGUUGUAGAAAUUGAUUCAGAAAUAAUGGAUUUAGCACAAAAAUAUUUUGACUUUAAUGAAAAUGAUCGUAUUCGAGUUUAUAUUGAAGAUGGUCGACAUUUUAUUGAACGUCAAUCAUCAAAUAAAUAUGAUGUGAUUAUAAUUGAUGCAUUUACAGUUAAAAAUCAUAUUUCACAUAAAUUACAUACAGUUGAAUGUAUUAGAGAAUAUUUACGUAUUUUAAAAUCGACUGGUCUUGUUCUAGGAAAUUUUUUUACUAAACAUGAAAAUCAAUAUAAACAAACAUAUGAACGUACACUUUUCAAACACAUGUAUCGAGGAAAUAUAAAAAAUAAUUAUAUUCUUAUUGGACUUAAUAAACAAGCAAAAGUUUUCAAUCUGAAUGAAUUAAAAUUAAGAGCAAGAGAUCUUCAACAAAAUAAACCAUUAUUUGAUAUGAAUUGGAUCCAUGAAACAAAAUAUAUUCAUCAUGGAAACGAUGAUAAAUGGGAUAGAUGA